CAAAAUAUCAGUUUUCAAUCAAAUUCAAACGUAGUUAGUUUUAAAAUGGCACAACUUCAUAUAUUUUCAUUAAUUUUAAUAGUUAUUAGUGUGAAUUCACAGCAGUAUGGUUAUCCUUACCAAACUGGUUACCAAUACCCAGUAUCUCAACCAGAAAAUACGAUAUACCAAUAUCCAAUAAAUCAGCCAGACAAUGCAAUUUACCAGUAUCCAAUUCAGAGGACAAAUCAACCAGAAAAUUCAAUUUCUUGGUACCCGCAAGUUAUUCAGCCACCUAAUCAGAAUAUUGGUUAUGGUUAUGAACAAAUUCCUAUAAAUUAUUAUCCUCAAUCUCAGAAUUAUCCAUAUAAUAAUCUUCAUUAUUAUCCUGUCCAACAAACAAAAGUUAAUGAUGAACCGAAGCAACAAAAACAAGAUCAGCAAAAAAUGGAACCAAUAAAUCUACCAGUGGAUCCAAAAACUUCUGAUAAGUAUGCCAAUGUACCAACAGAAAUAAUCGAUGUGGAUCCUGAGAAUUUUAACAGAAUAAUGCAACGUUUACACGGUCAACCUAGGAUCGUAUCCUACGAAACACGAGUUAGGAAAACCAAAUUGCGACAACCUCAAUACAAAGUAAUAACCGAAACUAAGAAAUCUAAUAAUACUAAUGCACCACAAUCCAUUCAACGGCAUGAGAUUAUUAACAAAAGUUAUUCUUUUAAUAAGACCUAUGUGCUGCAUCCUGGUAAUGACAGAAAGGAGGUAAUCAAUUUGAAUUUCGUUAAUGGAGUGCAAGUUACUGAUUCUCCUGAAAAUUACGAAGAUGGUGCUGAUGAAGCUGCUACGUCUACCGCAGAAAAUGAACUUUUGAGAAAGGCUGGCAAAAAGUUCAUAGACGUACCGGCAGGAUGCGAAGAAGGGGACGGUUAUUCAGCAACAGGUGGAUGUUUUGCUCCCUUUCAUAUGCAUAUUAAUGUUACUGAUAGUACUGGCACUGGUAAAAAUAAUAGUAAUAGUACUACCGUUAGGACUACCUCGAAAACCGUUCAACCCAGAAGACAAUAUGGGGCCCAUUAUUAAAUUUUCGAAUAUUUCGAAAGAAAUUACUUAAUAUUAUCUAUUUUUAUAAGAAAUUAAUUAAUUAAUACAUUAACAGCCGAUUUUUCAAUUGUUUAUAAUACGUCAAUUAGAAGAAUAUGAUGUGUUUUUCAAUUGUUCAUUAAAUUUUAAAUAAAAGUUAACUUUUAAUGGAUAGAAAGGCAUAUUUUAACGAAUUAAUUAUCAGAUUCCAACCUCUAUUUAUUUUUUAAUAGUAGCAAUGGAAUUUGAAAACAUUAUUAUAUAUUUUUGCGAUUAUGGAUUCAAAGUAUGGAAGUAUUCAUUUCUUUCAAGUAUUUUAUGAAAAAUGUCAUACGUCAAAGAUGGAAAAAAUAUUUUUAAUAGUUUAUUUCCAGAUAAUUUAAAUUCCCACUAGCUUUAAAAAUACUGUUGCUACGUAGACGUUUGACAUUUCUUAUGAAAAUCUUGAAAGAAAUGCGUUCACCCAAGUUUAAAUUAUGAUAGAAAUGUGAUUUUUAUCGACUAUGAACCUAAAAAACUAAGUUAAUCAUACUAAACAGAUUUUAUUUUAGUCGCACAAGGGCAACAUGUAAAUAUUCCUCUUCUUAGCUGAAAUUUGAAGUCUAUAAAAAGAUGAAAUAUAACAAUAGCAUAUUUUUAUGUAAAAUAGAACAGUUCUUGUUUUUUUAAUAAAAUGUUAAUACAGGGAGUUUAUAAAUACAUUGCUACAAACCAUAUUUUAUUCAGAAUGUUUGAUAUUUUUCUUAUUUUUCUUUAUCUAACUAAUUAGAAUGUAGAAAGAUAUAAAAAGACAUGAAAAAUUGGCAUUUUUGUGAAUGACAUAGAGAAAGGAUCUUCAUCUUCUUCCACCUUUCGUGACUUAGAAAGAGAUAUCAUCUCUAUCUUCGAAUAUAUUUUUCUAAUAGAUUUAACCGUCAUUUUUUAUAUAAAUCCUAAUCUCUAAAUGCAGUUGUUAAUUAUACACAUUUUCUCCAAUAGCCAGUUGUUUUCAUAGUUUUUUAGAAAUAUAUUUGUUUAUUAUAAUAUAAGUACUGAUAAUGUGUAAAUACUUCGAUAUUUUAGAUAGAUAACUAUAAUUAUUAUAAUACUU
Molecule: messenger RNA, 2149 nt
Organism: Psylliodes chrysocephalus
Lineage: Eukaryota; Metazoa; Arthropoda; Insecta; Coleoptera; Chrysomelidae
Source: the annotation of a GenBank genome assembly